CUUCUUUAACGCUCACGUGAUCACAACAACAAAAAAAUUCCCGCGAAAACUGCCUGCGCGAGUACAUUGGAGAUUUAGCUAGCUAAGACUUUAUCCCCAAAAAUAUCGACAUCUUUCAGUUACAAACAAAUUUACAAUGUUCUGCGAAAAGGCAGUCGAGCUUAUUAGAGAACUUCAUCGGAUGGGCGACGGUCAGCUGCCCGCCUUUAAUGAAGACGGUAUUCGCCAAGUCCUGGAGGAAAUGAAGGCUCUUUACGAACAGAAUCAGAGUGAUGUGAAUGAGGCAAAGACGGAGGGAAAGAGCGAGCUGAUACCAACCAUCAAGUUCCGGCACAGCUGCCUGCUGAGAAACCAGCGCUGUAUCGCCGCUUACCUUUAUGAUCGCCUCCUGCGAAUCCGUGCUCUCAGAUGGGAGUAUGGCAGUGUACUGCCCACAACCAUUCGGUUUCAUAUGUGUGCUGAAGAGAUGGAGUGGUUCAAUCAGUACAAAAAGUCUUUGGCAACCUAUAUGAGGUCAAUAGGGGGAGAGGAAGGUUUGGACAUAACACAGGAUAUGAAGCCCCCUAAGAGUUUAUACAUCGAGGUGCGCUGUCUUAAAGACCAUGGAGAAUUUGAAAUAGAUGAUGGCACUGUCAUUCUGUUGAAGAAAAAUAGCCAGCACUUUUUACCCAGAUGGAAAUGUGAGCAGCUUAUUCGGCAGGGUGUAUUAGAGCAUGUCAUCUCCUAACAACAAGCAGCUGUAUUGUGGAUACUUUCCUUCACACUCAUUUAGAUAUUAUAACUUUAAAUUAGAGU
Onychostoma macrolepis is the source of this 795-nucleotide messenger RNA. RefSeq names its product GINS complex subunit 1 (Psf1 homolog) (gene gins1). Lineage: Eukaryota; Metazoa; Chordata; Actinopteri; Cypriniformes; Cyprinidae. The record is from RefSeq and is a predicted model, not a curated record. Gene Ontology annotation, biological process: DNA replication; DNA strand elongation involved in mitotic DNA replication. The transcript is spliced from 7 exons. Gene Ontology annotation, cellular component: GINS complex. The coding region runs from base 137 to 727 and encodes 196 amino acids.